AUGUCAGGAUCUGAACCACUUGAUUUUCUCUCCCUGGUAGGCCUGGCCGAUAACUUCCGCCUCGGGGAUACCAUCCAGGCUCUCGUACCCUGGACGCUCUCCGAGCGCCUUACCGAAGGCGUAUUCUUCGGGCCUAAGGAGCCAGCGCCUGUCUUCGGACUCCUGCGCCCGGUUAUCGUCAGACUUCUCGAAGAUGACAACGAGCGAAAUGCAUCGCUCGGCCGUCCCCCAUCUUGGUACAUCAUCCGCGACAGGGACGCGGUCGUGGCGGUGUCGUUCGAGGAGCACCUCGAUACGCCGGCGAAGCGGAGCGCGGUGAUGAAGGAGCUGUGCGAGCGGUGGCGGGACAAGGGGCGCUUCGCGGACGUGAUUGGCCCGAAGAAGUGGAGGGCGGAGAUGUAUCCCGUCUAUCGUGACCCGUUCGGGGCUCGGAUCGAGAUGGUCGUCGGCGGGAAAGAGGAGGAUCAGCAGGCGAGGGGGUGUCCGAACUACGCGUUCUCGAUGGAACGCAGCGCGUGCGCGUUGUUCGGCGUGGUGACGUACGGCGUGCAUAUGACGGUUUAUGAAGAGGACGGAGAUGGAAAUAGGGUGAAGGUGUGGGUGCCACGGCGAGCGAGGACGAAGCAGACGUGGCCAGGAUACUUGGAUAACACGAUCGCGGGCGGGAUACCCUGCGGAAUGACACCGUUUGAGUCGCUGGUGAAGGAGGCAAUGGAGGAGGGUAACAUCGAAGAGAGCAUUGUUAGGCAGCAUGCGCGAGCUGCUGGAAGUAUCAGCUACUUCUUCAGGACGGAGGCGGAUUGGCUUCAACCGGAGAUACAAUUUGUAUACGAUUUGCGUAUACCCCGUGGUCUGAGCACCGAAGCAGCUAGCGCGUUUGUCCCCAAGCCGCUCGACGGAGAAGUCGAAUCUUUCGAGCUCCUAGAUUUGGCGGAAGCAGUGUCGCGGAUGCGCGCGGCCGAGUUCAAGCCGAACACGGCGCUGGUGCUCAUCGACUUCAUGAUUCGGAACGGGUUCAUCACCCCGGACAACGAGCCGGAUUUUGUCAGCAUCCUGACGAGGUUGCAUGGGAGAUUCGAGUAUGAGCGCUGGGGCCAGGGGCCGUAUUGGGCUAAGUCGUAGAAUAUGCAAAAGGACGCAUUGCUUUACGGUUUAUGAUACUAUACAUCGGAUGUACUCAACAGUAACCGCAACCACAACGGUCUGCCUUGGAAUCCGUGAUUCCUUUGACUCGACGUCCCGAACGUCGGUCGCAAAAGCGCAAUGGCCGCAACUUAGCCAAAAGGACGUAAAGCGAGAGCGAAAUUUGCUCAGUGAAACUCCUCUCGCUCGGAUCACAGGUUGAUUACUGCCCAUGAUGCAUCAUGUGGGGCUUUCGCUCAGGCGGCUCAGCUCAGCCUCAGCGUGAGCAUAUCCAAGCAGCGGUUUGAUAUGGCGCUUCCUCGGACCUGGCCGACUUCUCAAGCUCUCGGGAAGAAAGUAUGGGACCACAACAACGCAAUUGCCCUUAACUUCUUAAGCGCCUGUGCGAAGGAUGCCGCUACUGCUAUCGACUUUUGACUUCUUCCCCGCCUAUGGGGAGGGAUGCCGCUCCUGGCAUCGUCAGUCGGCGCGAUGUCCGUGCGGGCAUGCAUGUGGGGCUUACGGGGAAAGCGCAGGCCGGCCUGGGCGUCCUGAAGUCGCCGGUGAUCUUAGGCCCCGGCAAUAGCUUUGUUCAAGCUUGUUGAUUGCCAUCGUGUCAUCCAAUGACCUCGACCAAUGUACCUGCUAC
Punctularia strigosozonata HHB-11173 SS5 is the source of this 1771-nucleotide messenger RNA. RefSeq lists its product as uncharacterized. NCBI's taxonomy places the organism in Eukaryota, Fungi, Basidiomycota, Agaricomycetes, Corticiales, Punctulariaceae. The transcript is spliced from 9 exons. Bases 1 to 1122 code for a protein of 373 amino acids. Gene Ontology annotation, molecular function: 8-oxo-dGDP phosphatase activity. The record is from RefSeq and is a predicted model, not a curated record.